AUGUGCUAUGUUUUCAACGAAAUGAGCCUUUCAGAAGAACAGUGCCGCAAUGGAGUUGUGUUAAUAGUCGAUUUGAACCAGUGGACGUUCAAGAACUCCACAGACGAAUGCGCGAACAAGUUUCUAAAGGCAAUGAAGCAUCAAGUGCCAACAAAAGUAGCAUCGGUUCUCAUAGUGAACUCUCCCCGUUGGUUCCCCAAGGUUUGGAAGGUUCUAAAGAAAAUGGUUUCUCCAUCCUUUGCAAAGAGAUUCGUCAUUCUAAAGAAUCAGCAUCAAUUGCAAGACUAUUUGAUGGAUGGUUACGAAAAUUACCUGCCAGUCGAAAUGGGAUUUUGGCGCGAUUCAACAGAGAUCGUUGAGGAUUUUGUAAACAUGAAGAUUCAUGCUGAACCUAAUCUUUGA
Messenger RNA from Cylindrotheca closterium, 402 nucleotides. The record is from the annotation of a GenBank genome assembly. NCBI's taxonomy places the organism in Eukaryota, Bacillariophyta, Bacillariophyceae, Bacillariales, Bacillariaceae.